Messenger RNA from Cynara cardunculus var. scolymus (artichoke), 741 nucleotides. RefSeq names its product ribosomal L1 domain-containing protein CG13096-like. The transcript has a single exon. Bases 1 to 741 code for a protein of 246 amino acids. The record is from RefSeq and is a predicted model, not a curated record. Lineage: Eukaryota; Viridiplantae; Streptophyta; Magnoliopsida; Asterales; Asteraceae.
AUGAAGCAGAUAUUGGCUACUUUGCAACAACCAAUCCAGGCAGCUGAACCAUCGUUCACUGCUGAUGACCGUGAACAGCUACAUCUAGCAUGUGAGGCCAAUGUUAUUAUGGCUCGUGCUCUGACUAAGCUCGAGGAGCUGAUGAAGUUCCAAAUUCACACAGUCGAUCACUUCUUCGGCUAUUGCUCUAAAACAAUAGUCAAAGAGGGGGAGACAGUGACUAAAGCUGGUCCUUGCGAUGUUGAUGCUGUUCCAGCAACUGAAGUUGAGGCUGAAGCUCCUAUAGCUGAAGAUGAAGUUGAUGUUGCUGAUGAAUCUCCAACUUCCUAUGAAGCUCUCAUAACUAAGGAUGUUGAAGUCGCCCGAGCUAAAGCUCGUGACGAUGAUCCUCCAAUCACCUCUGCAGCUGAUGCUGGUGAUCUGGAUGAAGACAGUGAUGAUGAAGAAUAUGAUGAAUCCCUUGACCUUCCUGACACUGGCAAAGACCUGGAUGAUGAUGAGGAUGAAGACGAGGAUGAAGACGACGAUGACGAUGACUUCACGAUUCAGUACCAGAGACCUACCGAUGCCACGAAAGGCGUCGCCCUCAGGGAUUCCUCAUCUCAGGGGGAGCAAGGGGUGAAAGAGGCUGCUCAAGAAAAGCACCAGGGCACCAAGUCUAUGUACAAAGGUGUCGCUAAAGACGGGAACCUAAAGAUACUAUUCCAAAUUUCUCAACCCUUAUUUGAAGACUCCUCAUAA